Messenger RNA from Vicia faba (fava bean), 817 nucleotides. Lineage: Eukaryota; Viridiplantae; Streptophyta; Magnoliopsida; Fabales; Fabaceae. The record is from the annotation of a GenBank genome assembly.
AUGGCUAUGUCCAACGUUUCUUCCCUGAACUUCCAAAUCCCUCAUCCUUUUCUCCCCUCUCCUCAAUUUUCCCUCAAAUUUUCGCGCGCUUUUCCACCGGUGACUCAAAAACGUUUCCGACCAAUAACCGCCUUCAAAGAAUGGCGCGAAUACGAAGAGGCGGUGAAGCGGAAGGACCUCGCCGGAGCUCUCACUUUCCUCAAGUCCCUUGAAACCGAGCAACGCCUAACUGCUGAGCCUUUCGGGGAAGAAGCUUCUCCGGUGGCCGAGUUGACUCGGUCUCGUUUCCGUGAAUUGGAAGUGUUUGGGCCGCAGAGGGAUUGGGAAAUUCUGGAUACUUGCAUGAAUGCUGAUAAUAUGAAACUCGUUGGGAAUGCUUACAAGUUUCUUAAGGAUAGGGGUUUCUUGCCCAGUUUUGGUAAAUGCAGAAAUAUUGUUUUGGAGGGUCCGAGGAAUGUAACACCAGAUGUCUUGAGCUCGUCAACUGGUUUGGAAGUGACUAAACUUGCACCAAAAAAGUGGGGUCUCGCGGAUGGUUCAACUGCUGCUUUGGUUGCUUUUUUUGGUGGUGUGUCCUUUCUUAUUUCACAAGGAAUAGAUCUCAGGCCCAACCUUACAGUGGUAUUAGGUCUAGCCAUUGCAGAUUCUAUAUUCCUAGGAGGUACCUGUUUAGCUCAAAUAUCAAGUUACUGGCCGCCAUAUAGGCGCCGAAUCCUAAUUCAUGAAGCAGGACAUCUCCUAAUAGCUUACUUGAUGGGUUGCCCAAUUCGGGGGGUGAUUUUAGAUCCAAUAGUUGCAAUGCAAAUGGGUAUCCAAG